This is a messenger RNA of Saccharomyces kudriavzevii IFO 1802, 885 nucleotides long. RefSeq names its product Yhi9p (gene YHI9). Gene Ontology annotation, cellular component: cytoplasm. Bases 1 to 885 code for a protein of 294 amino acids. The record is from RefSeq and is a predicted model, not a curated record. The transcript has a single exon. NCBI's taxonomy places the organism in Eukaryota, Fungi, Ascomycota, Saccharomycetes, Saccharomycetales, Saccharomycetaceae. Gene Ontology annotation, molecular function: isomerase activity. Gene Ontology annotation, biological process: biosynthetic process.
AUGACUUUAAUAGUGCCUUUUAAGCAAGUUGAUGUAUUCACAGAGAAACCGUUCAAAGGAAAUCCCGUUGCGGUGAUAAACUUCUUGAGUAUCGAUGAAAGUGAAGUUACUCAAAAUGAAUUACAAGCAAUUGCCAAUUGGACAAACUUAUCAGAAACAACUUUUUUAUUCAAGCCGUCCGACAAUAAAUAUGAUUACAAGUUGAGGAUUUUUAGCCCAAGAAACGAAAUGCCAUUUGCUGGACAUCCGACCAUUGGAUCUUGUAAAGCUUUCCUUGAGUUUACCAAAAAUACAACUGCUACUUCGAUUGUUCAAGAAUGUGGAGCGGGUGCGAUACCAUUAACAAUUAAAGAGGGGCUAAUCAGCUUUAAAGCUCCAAUAGCGGACUACGAAGGCAUCUCUAGUGACGUGAUUGCUGGUUACGAACAAGCGAUCGGCUUAAAAUUCGUUGCGGCUCCUGCCCUCCUGCACACAGGACCAGAAUGGAUUGUCGCGCUAGUGGACGAUGCAGAGACUUGUUUAAAUGCCAAUCCGAAUUUUACUAUGCUUGCAGACCAAACGAAUCAGAAUAAACAUGUUGGAAUUAUUUUGGCAGGUCCUAAAAAGAAUGCUUCAAUCAGAAAUUCCUAUGAAAUGAGGGCAUUUGCUCCAGUGAUAAACGUUAAUGAAGAUCCAGUGUGCGGAAGUGGCUCGGUGGCGCUUGCAAGAUAUCUACAAGAACUUUACAAUUUCGAAGAAUCCACAAGCAUUACUAUUUCUCAGGGAGGAAGACUGCAAAGGGAUGGUCAUAUUGUCGCUUCGAUUAUUCAAGAAGGAGAUGGUAACACCUCAUACCAUGUGGCAGGUCAUGCAAUUACUGUUAUCGAUGGUAAUAUCGCACUCUAA